Rhizopus microsporus ATCC 52813 is the source of this 1148-nucleotide messenger RNA. RefSeq lists its product as uncharacterized. The transcript is spliced from 3 exons. The record is from RefSeq and is a predicted model, not a curated record. Lineage: Eukaryota; Fungi; Mucoromycota; Mucoromycetes; Mucorales; Rhizopodaceae. The coding region runs from base 261 to 863 and encodes 200 amino acids.
UGUCACUUUCAUAAAAAUGAUUGGCGGAAAUUGAGAAAUAAAUAUCACAAGCUCGAUUCUUUUUGUCAUUUUGGCUAAGAAUAUUUGUCCAUGCCAAGUAAUUAAAUUAGGCGGCUAACUUACAAUAUUGUUCCUUUUCUUAACUGAAUUUUGUUAUUUUUUUUCUUCUACUAAAAACAUUUUCUAACAAUGAGUACAUUUUUGAUGAAGAUGGACAAGACAACAUUUAUAAUGAGCAAGGAGAAAUCGUUCACGAUCCGAUGGAGGAUGUUCUUACACAAAUUGAUAAUCCGAAUGUAAUUCUUGAAACAAUUACUAGCCAGAAAACCUAUUUAAGUAUUAUACGCCCGGAGAAAACUGUUGAAGAGUCUUCUCCUAAAAAGCAACCGAAGACUGAACUACCAGAUUUGGAUAGAUCAUACAAAAACUAUAGCGACUUUACCAGAGAGACGUUUAUAGAUCGUAUGAUUGAAAAGUCUGAAGAACGUGGAUUGGUGGUUAAGGUUGCAAAAGACCUAAAUAUCAAUUAUCGCGCUGCGUUAAGAGGGUGGAAUAGUUAUAAAGAAACAGAGGAGAUCCCAUAUAAGAAAUUCAAAGAAAACAAUGACCCUAAAAGCUCGUUCACUAUUAAACAUAACGAGUAUCUACAGGGUUUAUUAGAUAAUGAUCCUCAACUAUUUUCGGAUGAUAUUAUGAAAAGCUUGACUGAACAAUUUGAAGGCUUCACUAUCUCAAAGUCGCAACUAAAUAAUCAUUUACGUAAUACAAUGCUCACCAUCAUCAAGAAAUCAUUGUUUGAAAACCGGAUUAAAGCAUGGCAGAGGCAAUGUAGCUCAAAGAAAUAUUUUCUUGAAAGAAAUUGAUAAUCGGCUUCUAUAGGUUGAAUUUAUUUAAACAAAUCAUCGUAAAGCUGAUUUUGUAUGUAUAUCGCAUCUUCUUCUUCCUCACUUUUAGUAUUUAUAAUAUUGUCACCAUGUCGAAACGAAAGGAAGAAAACAAUAGCGAAAAAGAAAAUGACGAUGAUUUGAAUACCAUUGAAUCGAAGAUUGCUGCUUCAAAUAAGAGACGAAAAAAGACCGAAGAGCUAUUUAUAGCUUAUGAUAUGGAGUCAAUAAUAGAACAAAAGACAGUAAAAAAAAAAAAAAAAA